ACAAAAAAGGCCGGGUCGUGCAAGGCUCGCCCAAACCCAGGCGGGAAUAGGUGGAUUUCUGGGUGACCACAAGCUGCAACCGUGAGGGGCACAGCGGGCCAGAUUGAGUCAGGCGAACAAGGCUUCCCCGCUAUGCUAGACAGUCAUGACUCCAACGAUGUGAUAUCUGACCUUGAAUAUAUGGCACGAUCUGCGCCACUCCUCGCCUUCAACCUAGAUUAAUCUAUCCUUACGAGACGUGAACAUGGAGAGCCUAUAGCAACAAACACCUCUGUCCUCCUGUAACCUCUUCCCCGAAAAUGAUAACUCGGAUACCUUAAUGAGCGCGGGGGCGAACUUCCUUUCUACAAUCAACAUCGACAACAUUCUUCAGAUCGUCAAUUGCUCUCGAUAGAACGGGCUCUUAAUGGGCACUCGCAUCAAACAAACGCUGCAAGAGCGGCGCAAGGGGGAGUUGGCUCUCUCGGACUUCGCAGACUACGUCGAAAAACAGCAGGCGAAGACUCGGUCGAAGCAACAUGAUGCCGUCGGUAGCGACAGUGGCUACUCGACAGGUGAUCGUUCCUCAAUCGCCGAAGAUCACGCAGAGCUCGAAAUCCUCGAUCAAUUAGAUCUCUCCGAUAGCCCAAGUCAGGUGAAGUUGAAAGAAUGGCUACUAGACACAUCAGAGGGUGCGCCGGAGACGCUGCAUCAACUGUCCGGACUAGUCCAGGCAAGGAUCGACGAAGGCCAUGGUGAAACACUAUUUGACCUGGGCCUUGAGGAUAGUGGCGAGUCAAUGGGUUUCUCGAAAGAGUCAUGGGACCUCGCAUUAACAAGGAUUACCGAAGCGGCAAGCUUACUGAAGGCCGAUGUCAGAGUACUCUUGACUUUCAAUGUUGGAGGAGCAGAGGAAGCACAAUCGAAGAAGGCCAAGGACACGUCAAGCCAUGGCAAGCUCCUCAUACGGCAGACCCCAGCCACGGCUGAGGAAGUCAUUGAGACUCGGAUUGCUGUGGUGGGAAACGUUGAUGCUGGGAAGUCUACCAUGUUGGGAGUCCUGGUGAAGGGGAACCUUGAUGAUGGUCGUGGCAAGGCUCGAGUCAACCUGUUCCGACAUAAGCACGAGAUCGAAUCUGGUCGAACCUCAUCUGUCGGAAUGGAAAUCAUGGGCUUUGAUACUCGUGGAGAAGUCGUCACAUCCAGUGUACCAGGUCGCAAGUUGACCUGGGGAGAGAUUGGCACACGGUCAGCGAAGGUCAUCUCGUUCACAGAUCUUGCGGGGCACGAGAGAUAUCUCCGUACUACCGUCUUUGGACUACUGUCUUCUGCGCCAAAUUAUUGUCUACUGAUGGUCGCGGCCAACAACGGCCUGAUAGGCAUGUCCAAGGAGCAUCUCGGUAUUGCUCUUGCAUUGAACGUGCCUGUCAUGGUUGUCAUCACCAAGAUCGACAUUUGUCCUCCACAGAUUCUCGAGCAAACGAUAUCUCAACUUACGAAGAUUCUCAAGUCUCCUGGUGCGCGGAAGAUUCCGAUAUUUAUCAAGACACAUGAAGAGACUGUCAUGACAGCGACCCAAUUCGUCUCUCAACGGAUAUGCCCGAUCUUCCAAGUGUCAAACGUGACCGGCGAGUCCCUGGAUCUGGUUCGGACUUUCCUGAAUAUCUUACCACACCAUGGCCACUACGACAGUGAAGCGCCUUUCGAGUUCCACAUUAGUGACACCUUCUCGGUACCGUUUGUCGGGACAGUUGUGUCUGGGGUGGUCAAGUCUGGAGUUAUUCAUGCCGGAGAUACGGUGCUCGUCGGUCCAGAUUCGUUAGGCCAGUUUCAGACGACCAGCAUACGAACCAUUGAGCGCAAGCGGAUACAGGUUCCUGUGUGCAGCGCGGGUCAGUCUGCUUCAUUUGCACUGAAGCGUGUUCGACGGAAGGAGGUGCGCAAGGGUAUGGUGGUGUUGCCCAAACUGGACACCGCACCAAAGGUGUACAGAGAGUUUGUGGCUGAAGUGCUCAUACUGUCCCACGCGACCACUAUCCGUCCAAGAUAUCAGGCGAUGCUCCAUGUUGGCCCUGUUAGCCAGACCUGUGCUAUCAUCGACAUCGACCGAGAGUACAUUCGAACAGGAGAUCGUGCUACCGUGGCAUUCCGCUUUGUCCAACGACCAGAAUUCCUUUCGGUGGGUGAGAGGAUACUAUUUCGCGAAGGCAGAACGAAGGGAUUAGGAAUCGUCAAGUCCUUGGGCUAUGAGGAGGGUUCCUUGGGCAACUACGCUGCAACACAGACCGCUGAAGACGGCGACGAGGCCAAAGACAAGCAGAAGGCUGAAGAGAAGGCGCCGACAGUCAAGACUCAGACCGCAAAUGCAGCGAACGGGAAAGCCAAAUAGGUAGACUGUCGGCAACAUCUAGCUGGAGCUUAGGGAGUUGUAGGAAGCUGCCAUUGCUGACUAUUUUGCAAGACACGGCGCACACAUCUUAGCUG
Messenger RNA from Exophiala viscosa, 2463 nucleotides. RefSeq names its product elongation factor EF-1 alpha subunit. Lineage: Eukaryota; Fungi; Ascomycota; Eurotiomycetes; Chaetothyriales; Herpotrichiellaceae. Bases 407 to 2368 code for a protein of 653 amino acids. The transcript has 2 exons. The record is from RefSeq and is a predicted model, not a curated record. Gene Ontology annotation, biological process: translational elongation. Gene Ontology annotation, molecular function: translation elongation factor activity; GTPase activity; GTP binding.